This is a messenger RNA of Solanum dulcamara, 703 nucleotides long. Its product is annotated as mavicyanin-like. Gene Ontology annotation, molecular function: electron transfer activity. The transcript has 2 exons. Gene Ontology annotation, cellular component: plasma membrane. The coding region runs from base 45 to 635 and encodes 196 amino acids. NCBI's taxonomy places the organism in Eukaryota, Viridiplantae, Streptophyta, Magnoliopsida, Solanales, Solanaceae. The record is from RefSeq and is a predicted model, not a curated record.
UCUAUUAGAAUUUCUUUUCUUGUGGUUGUUGUUGUUGAGUACUCAUGGAUUUUAGGAAGGAAGCUAUGUUUUUCGUAUCGAUAACGGUUGUUUUUAGUUUCUUUAUGGCCACUCUCGCUGGCGCUAGCGUGUAUAAAGUUGGUGAUGAUGCUGGUUGGACGAUCGGUAGUGCCAAUGUUGACUACCAUACAUGGGUUGCUAAGAAAAAAUUUCGGGUUGGUGACAUUCUCGUAUUUGAGUACAAUCGAACAGAAAACAACGUACUACGUGUGGACCUCCCUGAUUAUCAUAAGUGUAACGCCGCAAAUCCCAUCAGGACUUACUCUUCUGGCAACGACUCUAUCACCAUCAUGGGUCCGGGCCACUACUACUAUAUUUGCGGUUUCCCGGGCCAUUGCCAGACCGGUCAGAAGAUUGAUGUUAGGGUCCUUAAAGUUUCUAGGCCCAUUGAUAUUCCAACUGGAAGCCCAAGUCCAGCUCCUGCAGCAGCCUCAUCUACUACUAAUGUCCAUGUAAUUGCACCUAGCCCAGCCAAAAAGAGCAGUGCACCCUCAUUGUUCAUAACUAACGGGCUUGGUCUUGGGCUUUGCCUCACUCUGUUCAUGAUUAUUAUUAGUGCAGAUUAUGUACUUUAAUUGUACUAGGGGCUAACCCAAUGUUGUAGGGUAUUAAUUAAUGUUAAUGGACAAGAGAAUUUUGGGGA